Molecule: messenger RNA, 1436 nt
Organism: Cylicocyclus nassatus
Lineage: Eukaryota; Metazoa; Nematoda; Chromadorea; Rhabditida; Strongylidae
Source: the annotation of a GenBank genome assembly
AGGCGCCCAAGUCUGCGCCAUAAGAAUGGUCAUUCCCUUACUUGUUUACCACACAUUGCUUCAUACGGGACUGUGCUUGUCGGAUGCUGAAAUGGAUUUGCUCUUCGUACAUGUAAUAUGGAGGCAUGGGGAUAGAUCACCAUUGAGAACAUUUCCAUCAGAUCCUAUACAAGAAGAUUUUUGGAAGUUUGGAGGAGGAGGUUUUGGAGAGCUUUCUCCGCUUGGAAUGAAACAACACUACAACCUCGGGAAACAAAUUAGACGGCGCUACGUUGACACAAAAUUCUUGUCAAAGAGGUACUCGGCAAGGGAGAUAUACGUUCGCUCAAGCGACUUUAAUCGGACAAUCAAUUCGGCUAUGUCGAACUUGAUUGGCAUGUAUGGUUUCAACCACAAUGACAGCGUCAAAGGAGUUGAUUAUCCAGAUGUGAAGGGUUGGCCUGACGGUUAUGUGCCUAUAGCAGUGCACACCAUUCCUCGUGGAAUUGAUUACCUGCUGGCCAGCCCGACUUGCAGGAGGCGUAACACAUUGCGUAAAAUAAUGCAGGAAUCGGAAGAAGCUAGAUCUUACAUUACAAGUCCACCAAUUGUGGAAUUGUUUAAAAAUCUGAGCGUUUACUGCGACGAAGACGUAAAUGCUAAUAAUGUUUGGAGCAUACGUGACGUACUUAUGGUUGAGCAAAUACACGCCAGUGAUACAUUGCGAAUAAAAAAUAAAUGGUUUUCGGACAAGCUUUUUGAGAAGAUUACUGAGGUUGAUAAGCGCAUCGAGCUUUACAAACAGGCAAAUUUCAGUAGACCUGUAAUGUUCAAUGAUCUUGAUGUCUGGCAAGAAUAUCAAAAAGUUCGCGGGGGUUCACUUCUUAACGAAAUCGACAUGCGCAUGAAAAUGAAACUUGAUUGCCAGAAAGAACAUCUAUUUGGUCUCCAAAGAUGCAAGUGGAUAAACCAUCUAAAGUAUUACGCCUAUUCAGGGCACGACGCCAACAUAAUCUCUUUCUUUGCCAUUUUUAAAUUGCUUGAAUCCAAACUAAUAAUGCCUGAUGGAUAUGUACCAUACGCUGCAGCCAUAUUUGUCGAAUUGUGGAUGAAUCGUACGGAAGGAAAACCUUAUUUCAAGUUAUGCUACCACAGAAGUCCAAAUAGUCCAAGUAGUACCAACACGAUCUACACCAUUACCCCUGAGAUAGAAGCUUGCGCUGGAAAAGUUUACUGCAAGCUGGAUGUAUUUGAAAAUAUUUCUGCUGUAGUAAGGCCCAAUCAAGAAAUGCACAAGUGGUGUCUCGUGGAUCCAAAUUUUGCUGUUACUUCAUGGCUACUACAACCAAUGACAGCCUUCAUCUUCCUAUGGGUAGACUGGGUUUGCUUUUAAUCCUCAUCACAGGGUAUUGAGCAGAUGCAUCAGGUCAAACACACCUCAGCGAAUUGCUCACUCG